AUGUCUGAUCUGAGGAAUAGGAUUUACAUCGGCAAGCUCCACUACGAUGUCCGGGAAAAAGAUAUUGAACGGUUCUUCAAAGAUUUCGGUAAAAUCAACGAUAUCAACAUGAAGAACGGAUAUGCUUUCGUGGAUUUUGAAGAACACCGAGACGCUGACGAUGCAGUGUACGAGAUGGAUGGUAAGGAUUUACUUGGAGAUAGAGUGUCAGUAGAGCACUGUAAAGGUGGACGUGAUAGAAGAGAUGACCGCCGAGGUGGUGGUAGUGGUUUUGGUGGUGGUCGUGGUGGAGACCGAGGUGGAGACCGCGGUGGAGACCGAGGUGGAGACAGGGGUGGAGACAGGGGUGGAGACCGCGGUGGAGACCGAGGUGGAGACAGAGGUGGAGACCGAGGUGGCAGUGGCAGCAGUCGCUUUAAGAACAGCUUCAGCUUGUUUGAGCGACCCUUUAACACUAAACACCGGGUUGUUGUUGAGGGAUUGUCCUCGUCCACUGACUGGAGGGAUUUGAAAGAUUUCUUCAGAAGAGUCGCUGAAGUAACAUUCGCUGAUGCUCACAGAUUUAGAACCGGAGAAGGCGUUGCUGACUUUAAAUGUAAAGACGAUUUGAAGAGGGUGAUCAGAGAGCUAGAUGAUACCAAGCUGAAUGGUAGAAGAGUGCGGCUUGUUGAGGAAAAGCAAUCCAGCCGCGAUCAGCACGAAGAUCACGAUCACGAUCGAGGUCAGCUGACCGAUCUAGAGGGUCUAGACCCAGGGACGACAAACGAUCACCUACGCCGGAAAAAAGGGCCCGGUCCCCUGAGGAUCGUUCUAGAUCGCGGGAGAGACGUUCUAGGACACCCGAGGUCAGGAGGUCUAGGUCCAACGAUAGACGGUCAAGAUCCAAAGACAGACGAUCGAGAAGUCCGGAAAGGAGAUCGAAGACGGCGGAACGACGCUCUAAAUCUCCCGUAA
Bolinopsis microptera is the source of this 954-nucleotide messenger RNA. RefSeq names its product serine-arginine protein 55-like. Gene Ontology annotation, molecular function: mRNA binding. Bases 1 to 954 code for a protein of 317 amino acids. NCBI's taxonomy places the organism in Eukaryota, Metazoa, Ctenophora, Tentaculata, Lobata, Bolinopsidae. The transcript is spliced from 6 exons. The record is from RefSeq and is a predicted model, not a curated record. Gene Ontology annotation, cellular component: cytoplasm; nucleus.